UGGAAAAGAAAGAUGUCGGCGUUGCAGACCUUCAUGCUGGUCGUGGACCACAAUAAGGAAGAAGCUACAGACAUUGCAAAACAGGUAGCUCAAGAUGUCCAGAAUAAAAAAACGACUUUGAUUGAAGUUGUGCAGUCAUUGGGAAAAUAUAUCAAUGACGAAGAUACCAUAUUGCGGGGGAAGGCAGUCUCAUAUCUUACCGCUGUUAUAAGGGAGCUACCGCCGAAGUUCCUCUCGCGACAACAGAUCCAGGUUCUAACGACAUUCUUCUGCGAUCGCAUUCAAGAUGGAGGUGCUAUUACGGGACUAGAAACACUCCAGAAAUUAGAUCGGUUUCACAAGGAAUUGACUGAAGAAGUCGCGCGAGCGUGAGUACUCGUGGCCUGUGUCUCAGGUCGUUGGGUCCAUGGUUAAGAAGCAACGGAGCUGAUAAUAAACGUACAGCAUCUUUGGCCAUUUCCAAGAGUUGCAAUCACGGUCCCAAACUCAAAGAUUUCAAGUCUACAACUUGCUGAAUGAAUUGAUGUCUAAUCAUCGAGAAGCGUUACGUGAUAUGGGUGAUGAUUCUAUUGUUGGCAUUGUCGACCUCAUGACGGGGGAGAAAGAUCCCCGUAAUCUUAUGGUCGUGUUUUCAAUCCUGAAGGUGGUUAUGAUGGAGUGGGAUAUUUCGAAUCAUGCCGAGCUCCUCUUUGAUUCAGUAUACAAUUACUUUCCGAUCACCUUCAGACCUCCUCCGAACGAUCCCUACGGCAUUACAGCCCAGGACCUAAAAGAUCGUCUGCAGGAUUGCAUAUCUUCAACAAAGUAUUUCGCUCCGCAUGCUUUCCCGGCUUUGUUGGAUAAACUAGACUCCACGUCUCCUAACGUUAAGAGAGAUGCCCUUAAUGGUAUCAUUGCCUGCGUGCGUUCUUAUGACCCUGACACGGUGUCUAGAUACUCUAUCACCAUUUGGGAUGUGUUGAAGUUUGAAAUCCUGAAUGCGCAGGAGGAAUUUCUUGCCGAUCUUUCAUUGCAAGCUCUGCAGGAUAUCGCCAAAAGACUAUCUGAGGGAGUUAAACAAGUCUCGAAAGAGCUACCUCUCUCGCACUUCCUGAAACCAAUUACAAAUGAGUGCAAUGAGCAAUUACGUGAACCCCAGCAAAAGCAAGCGAAGCCUGCACAGCAAAUUCUGAGAUCACUUUCAUCCGCAUCUGCCAUGUCCUUCACGUUAGUCGUACAAGCUGUUGUCGCUCCUCUCUUUACAAUCUAUCAGGAAGCCGAUGGGAUUGCUAAACAACGGGCACUUUUGGAUACGUUUGUUGUGCUCUUCCAUUCUGCUAUUGAGGUAUUUGGACAGUGGACUGACCGUCUUUCCACCGUCUCUAUUGAAAAUCCUUUACUCGAGUUCAAGGACCAGUUCUCCGACGUUUUCAGUCAGGCAUUGAUGGGAACCCCGAAAGAAGAAAUAUCGUUUCGGGUGACAGCUCUAAAGGGACUGUUGCGACUUUCGACGCUACGCGACUUCUUCCAAGAUAAUGAGAUUGGUUUGUUUGUGCAGUACCUUGAUGAAAUAUUGUUAAAGGAAGAGUCAGUCGGCAGGGAUGACUUAAAAAAAGAAGCAAUUGCGGCACUUGCAGAAAUUUCAAAACACAAACCUCGCUUGAUUAUGGAUAUAACUUUCCCGGCCUUCGUGGCUACACUUCCGGACUCAGCUGACGGAACAGGAGCUGAGUACACAGGUACUCUUGAAACCCUGGCUCAAAUUAGCGUGGAAAAGGAUAUAUUCGAGACAUUGGUUCGUCGGCUACUCAGUAAGCUGACGUUUCUAUUGCAAAAGGCGGAGCCCGCAUCUACAGAAUACCCGAGAGCAAUCCUCUUGACCAUUCUCUAUGUUAUGAACCAGAGCAAGAUGGACCAGGAUCCGAAUCUCGGUUCCUAUUAUGAAAAGAUAGUGAUAGGGUUUUGCCGCAAUGCGGCUGCUUCGGCGUCGGGAAAGGCCCCCAAUCGAAUCCUGAAUGAUGCAGCAGUCCUGGACACCCUUGGGAGACUUUUCAAUGUCAUCGUUAGGUCUCUUCCGAGACAGAGGCAGGACGAAGUUGCGGAGAAUGUCUAUAAGCUAUUCAGUACAGGGGACGGCUUCGUACCGGUGCCCUUUUCGCAAGGAGCAAGUGAAGAUCGGCAACGUACCAUGAUACUCUCUACCUACCUCCUUGCAGGGCUGCCAAAAGACUGCUUGAAGUUACCCUAUAGCGAUCCCGACAUGUCCGGCUUGCUUUCAGACCUUGUCCAGCGGUCAAUGGGCAAGACCGAAGCCGCGACGAACCUCGCCCUUGUUCGACACAUCUCUCUGCUAGUGAAUAAGUUACUCUCUACAAAAGACCUUCCCCUUGCAUCCAAACUGUUUGAAUCACUUCUUCCCCCAAACACGGAGGACCCGAAACUCAGCCCCGAGACAAUAAAGACAGUGUUCUGGCUCUCGAAGGCUCUCGUCCUACGGCUUGCCCCAACGACAACUCAAGUGUUGACCUCUCUCCUAUCGCUCCUGUCGUCCUCAGAUGAAGUAACAAGUACAAUCGCGGCUCGCAGCUUUGCCGUGCUCCUCCGUGACGAUGACGUCCUUUCCACAGUCAACGCUGCAAAUAUUCGAUUAUUGUCAAAGCAACGAGUUUUCACCACCGUUAUUCCUCUCAUAUCGAGCAGGAUCCGCGAACUGAACGUUAUUUCUAGCGACUCUGUAUCUCACCCUGCUCAUACCAAACCCGCAUACCUAACAGCCUUAUCUGGUAUCCUUUCCACGGUCCCUCCAUCCCUGGUGAUGCUCGAGUUGCCCACUUUACUCCCUCUUCUCCUUCAGAGUCUGGACCUCCAAACAUCCGACUCCCAAGCCAUCAGAUCCGCGACCCUGGACACUCUCGCCGUUAUAAUUCGCGAGAAUGGCGUCGGUGUUAUUGAGGAAUGCGGCCACGUCCAGAGCCUAGUCACCCGACUGCUGAACACAGCCGCCUAUACCCCUGUGACCACGAAAGCAGAUACUCCGUCCACUAGGCCGAUGAACGGGGCCCGACUCCGCGAACAGGCGCUGAGGUGUCUUUACCUGCUCGCGCAACGGCCUAAUGUGAAUGCUCCAUCUAUCGCUACGGCAGGGAAGCUUUCCCCCCUUCUACCAGUGAAAGCUCAUGUUCUGCGCUCUUUGCGAGCGGCUCUUGAUGAUCCUAAGCGUGAUGUAAGGAAAGCUGCUGUCGAUGCUCGUGGUGCUUGGUUGAGAGGUGUGGAAGAUGCACCUGAGGAAGAUUAAAUAGUAUUUUGAAAACACAGAAGGGUUAGUUAGUUGUGAUGCACGUCUGUUUGCCUAUGUGCAUGCUUCAGUUAUCUAAACCAUAUCUCAACGGUGAAUUUCAGCAUGUUCUUGGAUUUAGAUCUGCUUCUUCUGUUCCACGUAUGACAUUAUUAUCCCAGUCGUUCAAGAAUAGUGUUGAGUUAUGCUAGAUGCUAGACAGGAAGGCCAACAUUGGCACAUAGACUUGAGAUACCUGACUCGAUCAAAUUUUGGGAGAUGUUUGAAGCAUUCGGCGAAUUGUCCCAAGAAAAAAAUAGUGUGAUG
Monascus purpureus is the source of this 3580-nucleotide messenger RNA. The record is from the annotation of a GenBank genome assembly. Lineage: Eukaryota; Fungi; Ascomycota; Eurotiomycetes; Eurotiales; Aspergillaceae.